Messenger RNA from Megalobrama amblycephala (Wuchang bream), 1126 nucleotides. RefSeq names its product gastrula zinc finger protein XlCGF7.1-like. The transcript is spliced from 2 exons. The coding region runs from base 63 to 905 and encodes 280 amino acids. NCBI's taxonomy places the organism in Eukaryota, Metazoa, Chordata, Actinopteri, Cypriniformes, Xenocyprididae. The record is from RefSeq and is a predicted model, not a curated record. Gene Ontology annotation, cellular component: nucleus.
AAAUAAAGAUUGAAGAAACAUUCAGUGUGAAACAUGAAGAAACUGAGGAACAAACAGACCUGAUGGAAAAAAGCGAGGAGAGUGAAGAACUAAAGACAUUUCUAAAGAAAAGAGCCAAGAAAUCUUUCACCUGCACUCAGUGUGGAAAAGGUUACUCAACCAAACAAAGUCUUGAUGUUCACAUGAGAGUUCAUACAGGAGAGAAGCCGUUCACAUGUGAUCAGUGUGGGAAAAGUUUCACGCGAUCAUCACACCUUAAAGAGCACAUGAGGAUCCACACAGGAGUGAGACCGUUCACAUGUGAUCAGUGUGACAAAACAUUUCGUAGAGAAUCAGCCUUAAAGAGACACCUGACAGUUCAUACAAAGGAGAAGCCAUAUUCAUGUUCUGUGUGUGGAAAGAGUUUUUCACUGCUGUCAUAUUUACAUGAACAUCAGAAAAUACACACUGGUGUGAGAGAGUACAAGUGCUUUAAGUGUGAGUGCGAGAAGACUUUUACUACAGCAACCCAUUUAAAACAGCACCAGAGAAUUCACUCUGGAGAAAAACCUUACAAGUGUUCACACUGUGACAAGAGAUUCAGUCAGUCAACACAUCUGAAAACACAUGAGAAGAUCCACACAAGAGAAAAAGCUUACAAGUGUUCACAGUGUGACAAGAGAUUCAGUCAGUUAGCACAUCUGAAAACACAUGAGAUGAUCCACACUGGAGAAAAACCUUACAAGUGUUCACACUGUGACAAGAGAUUCAGUCAGCCAACAAAUCUGAAAACACAUGAGAGGAUCCACACUGGAGAAAAACCUUACAAGUGUUCACACUGUGACAAGAGAUUCAAUAAGUCAUCGCAUCUGAAAACACACGAGAGGAUUCACAGCAGAGAGAAGCCGCACAUGUGUGAUCAGUGAGGAAAGAGUUUCUCUUUUAAAAACCACCUGAAGAUACACAUGAAGAUCCAUGCAGUGGAGAAACCACAUCACCACAGUCUGAAAUCAUAAGUAGUUCAUCUUUGUGCUGAGAAAAAAUGUCUCUUCUGUGUAAGGUAGACAAAUCUCUCCUCUCACCUAUAGUUGGCGCUGUUGUUCUGUUGCUGCUGUUGAAUUAUCCAGGUUGUGGAUGAGGAGCGACC